UCUGCGGCGUGCCAGUGUAGGUGCACGCGCAGUGGCAAGUCGGGCGUGCAGGCCAGAGUCUCUCUUACAGCGGUAGAAGCGAGAAGCGAGAGAGAGAGAAUUACUUUGGCAAAGUGGCUAUGAUUGGUUACGGUUAUUGUAGUGGUAUCACACGCGCACGUGAGUUCGAGUCGUAGUGCCUAGUCCGCAAGGCACACACACACAGAGACACACACACAGAGACACACACAGACAGACACACAGACACAGACAGACACACACACACACACAGAGACACACACACAGACAGAGACACACACACAGACACACACACACAGACACACACACACAGACAGAGACACACACACAGACAGAGACACACACACAGAGACACACACAGAGACACACGCGCGUGCAGUGAUGUUAUGCGCAUUUAUUUUUUUAAAGGGUUAGAUUGUUGCAGGACGACUCCGGGUUCUUGUCGACGCCGUGAGCUACAAUCGCAGUAUUGUCGUGAGGCUGAGAGCAGCUUUGCCGUGCUGUCGUGCGGAUACGUGCGGGUAGCAACGCGCUCCAUUCACACAGCUCGUGCCGCUGUCUGCGAGCGCUGAAGUUUUCUUACAAAAGUUGAGCGACAAAGUUGCGCUGAACACUGAGACCACCGCGAGAACCACGACCACCACCAGGACCACCACCACCACCAGGACCACCACCAGGACCACCACCACCAUCGCCAGCAGCAGCAGCAAACAGGUCGGAGGGGAACUGUUGGCGUUCGAAACCGCGCCAGGAUGUCCAAAGCUGCGGACCACGUGAAGCGGCCCAUGAACGCCUUCAUGGUGUGGUCGCGCGGGCAGCGGAGGAAGAUGGCCCAGGAGAACCCCAAGAUGCACAACUCGGAGAUCUCCAAGCGCCUCGGCGCCGAGUGGAAGCUCCUGACCGAGGCCGAGAAGAGGCCCUUCAUCGACGAGGCGAAGCGGCUGCGCGCGCUGCACAUGAAGGAGCACCCCGACUACAAGUACCGGCCUCGCCGCAAGCCCAAGUCCCUGCUGAAGAAGGACCGCUACGCCUUCCCGCUGCCCUACCUGAGCGAGGCGGAGCACCUCAAGGCGGCCGCCUCGCUCCACGGAGCCCAGCCCGGCUCGGCCGCGGCCGCCGCCGCCGCCGCCGCGGCCGCCACGGCCGAGUCGCUCCUGGCCGCGUCGGAGAAGGCGCGCUCCUUCCUGCAGGGCGGUCCGCACGCAGGCCACUACUCGCUGCUGCAGGACCACCACCACCACAACCACCACCACCACCUCUCCAAGAUGAACGAGGUCACCUCGUCGCUGGGAGCGGCGGCCGCGGCCGCGGCGGCCGCCGCGUUCCCGUACGCGGGUCUCAACGGCUACGGCGCCGGCGCCUUCAGCCCGCAGCACACGCACACGCACGCCUCGCCCGGGAACCCCGGCUACAUGAUCCCCUGCUCGUGCCCGGCGUGGCCGCCCAGCUCGGGCCUGCAGCCGCCGCUGGCCUACAUCCUCCUGCCCGGCAUGGCCAAGGCUGGACUGGAGCCCUACGCGAGUCAUCACGGUGCCGCGCUCUGAGCCGCCCGUCCGUCCGUCCGUCGCGGCGGACGCCUUAGCGGGGGAAUGUCUGUGAGGAAGUGAGCGGGCUGCAUGGUCGGAUGUUGUUGAUGAUCGUGAUGAUGAUGAUGGUGGUGGUGAUGGUGGUGGUGGUGAUGGUGGUGGUGGAAAUCCGUCCGGCCCUUUCGCAAAGGAAGGAACUCAAGAGGAGGGGAGGUGAUGGACGUCUCGCGAGCGAACUGGAGUCGAACUGUGGCCCAAGUGAGCUGAGAGCGCGGUGGUGGCGAUGGGUGAGCGGUGCGGUGUGUCGAGGCGUGUCGGUGAGCCCGGCUCGACGGGGUGAAGCACUUUAAGAGCAGGGGGUGAGCGCGCGCGAGUGUCACGCGUGCGUCUCGUGUCGACUUGUCUCCAAGUGUGGAGGAGUUUGCUCAGCCCGCGUGCUCGUCUCGGCUCUCCUCUCUCUCUGCGUCUCAGCAACGCGCACGCUGCUCCUUGCCAAUCCACUGCUGGAUGAUGCCCCCCCCCCCUCCUCGCCCCCCCUCCCCCACCACACCGAUUCGCCAUACUUCACCCCAAACAUGAAGAGGAAUCGCGUCAAUAGUUACUGCACUCCCCGCACGGUGGGACGUGACGCUCUCCGCCCCCUGUGUUUGAAAGCGUUUGAGGUGCGUCUUAUAAUCCGAGAGGUGUUUGCGGGUUACCGGAAACGUACAAUUAAUGGGAUGCGUCUUACUGUCCGAAGGGUCUCAUCGUGCGGGGAAUCGAGCAACGACUCUUACAAUUAUGUUAAGGAAUUAAUGGGUUUAGCGCUGCAGUAAAAACAACACCAAAACGCGUUCAUCAUCAUCGUUUAACUCUACUUCUUCACCGUCUCAUCGCUAUAACGAACGCGUUUUAAUUAUUCAAAGGGAGAUUGUGGCUAAGUUUGCGAGGCUCUUAAUAACUUUCAUCUUCGACUGUCAUAAUGAUGAUGGGUAUUAGUCGUAUUGUUGUUGUUGGAGCAAUGCGUGUUGGUAGUUCGGUACUCUGAGUCGAUUCAACGUGAUUUGUGUUUCCAAAUGUCUUCCUAAUCAUCAUCGUCAUCAAUGUCUCGGUCAUCAUCGCGAGCAUAAUCGUCUCUAGAAUAUCCGUCGGUUUUAUCAUCAUCAUCACCAUCAUCAUCAUCACCAUCAACAUCACCAUCAUCACCACCAUCAUAAUCACCCAUUUUCUGUUGGAAUGCUGAUAUUCAUUUGCUCUUUAAAGUUUCGAGAGCAUUGUUUUGUCGUCAUCAGCCAUGAUCAAUCCACUGCUGAAUGUGCGCUUCCGCAAGCAUAUCCUACGUCGUUAAGUUGUCACAUUCUUCCCUUUACCGGACAUAACUACUAUUAUUAUUACUACAAAUAGAGGGGGGAGCGGUGGCGCAGCGAUUAGCGCCACUGCUGCUGCGAAGCACGCGACUUGAGUUCGAUUCCUUAGAAACGGCUGAGAUCAGCGGGGAGCGAUAUCCGAACCGAUCCCGGGCGAUGCCUCCGACUCCCCGCGCUCACCCGGCCGGCAGUGACCUGCGGUAGUGAGGUCUGGUCAAUGCCAGGUGGUAGUGAGGUCUGGUCAAUGCCAGGUGGUAGUGAGGUCUGGUCAAUGCCAGGUGGUAGUGAGGUCUGGUCAAUGCAGGUGGUAGUGAGGUCUGGUCAAUGCCAAGUGGUAGUGAGGUCUGGUCAAUGCCAAGUGGUAGUGAGGUCUGGUCAAUGCAGGUGCUAGUGAGGUCUGGGGCUCUCGCCGUGAACCCGGCCAGGCGUCGAGACGCCUUCGUCCGGCAGCGGCUCGGCGAUGGGACGCCGAGCGAAGAGUCCGAGGGGUCGUUCUCGGAGUCCCUCUGGCCAUGCGAGACUCACUCGGCACAAAUCCAUUUCUCGCGGUGGCCCUCACAUUCCACUCCCCCCCUCGUGGAAAUUCCACAUUCGCGUGGCCUGGAGGUUGGGGUUACGGAGGGUCGUGAUUUUUUUGUCUCUCGCGAAAUCUCACGGCCGCGUUUAGACUUCCCGCAGCGUGGUGCUCGUUUUAUACCACCCCGCCGUGAUGAUGGGUCGAGGCGACCUCUGUCUGGCUGGCGAGCUCCUCCUGCGGCUGCAACCGUGACGACGGCGGUGCGGGUGGCGUUGAACUCGGUUGUAGUUUGUACCACCCUUGUCACCACCCUUGUCUCACCACCCUUGUCACCACCCUGUCACCCCUCUGUCACUCGCCAUCUCACUUCCUCGCUCUUCCUCUAUUACCACCAUCGCCACCACCAUCACCACCAUCGUCAUCAUCAUCACCACCAUCAACACCAUCACCAUAAUCGUCAUCAUCAAUCACCACCAUCGCCACCACCAUGAUCAUCAUCAUCACUACCCACCAUCGUUAUUUCACGAUGUUCCACUGUUCUUGAAUCAACGUUGACUUGAAACUUUGACUUGAAGCUGCCGCGGUUAUAUUUGUUAUAAAAUAAUGCAAACGUAACUUCUCAUUAGCUUGCGAACGUAUUUUUUCUUGUUAAAUCUUCGUCCGCCUCCAUCAUCAUCUUCAUCAUCAUUCUCGCGGUUCCGCGAUGCGGGAGCAGCGUCGGACUUGAGCCGCAGGAGCCCCCGGGGGCUCUGCCCGUGGGGACCCCGAGGCAGAGCGAGAGAGCCGUGGGUGCCAGGCCCUCGUGUCUGCGCGCGUCUGUGUUGAACUUCUUUCGCGCCCUACAGCUUGAUAACUCGAAAGUUAAGACGUCGUCACGGCCACCACGGGCGUGCGUGUGUUUGCGUGUGUGUGCGUGUGUGCGCGUGUGUGUGUGUGCGUGUGUGCGCGUGUGUGUGUGUGUGUGCGUCUGUGUGUGCACCUAGCAUGGCACGAGCGCCGUGGUGAGGUCACCGCCACUUGCUGCUGCGGUGUUGCGUGACGUCUCUCGUGCGUUGUACAGAUGUACAUACGGAAUUAAACUGCGGACUUAGCGAAUAUUAGUGAAUAAACACAAUUAUUGUACUAUAAUAUAAUUCAUGCUGAUGACGCUAAAGAAAACAAUAACACGUGUUUUAAAGAUUAUAACUGAAACUAUACCGAUUGCUGUAAACAAAUAGUCGGCGCUAAUUGUUCGUCCGUCCGGCUGGGAGCGUAAACAAUGUUGUUGUUGUUGAUCGUUUGUGUCAAUCAAAAACCCUUACUCCGCGAGCAGAUGUCGUGUGUAAGAGACGCCGCGCACACAUGUCUUUCAUACGUGUCAUGUAUUUUUCUGUACUAUAUACGAUGUUUGUUUUGCACGGCGUGCGUGUGUGCGUGUGCUGGGCCUCCCGUAGGUCGACUCAGUCUUAAAUGAGUACCCUGGUGCGGUGUGUAAGCGUCGCCAGUCGGGGAGACAAAGGCGGCCGGGCGUAAUUAUCUGGCCACACCGCAUCCUCCUCGUGUGUCGUGCCGGCCUUCAUAGGUGCUGAUACUCGCUAGCAGCACUUGCCCCAACAGUCUGUUGGAGGCUACACGGGGGAUCUUUGUCUGUGUGUAAUCGUAAAAUUCAGCGUCACGCAUUCCGUCGUCCUCUGCGUUCCGUUGCGAAUCGACACGAAAUCAACGCGUGACAUUCGGGAUAAAAACAACCCCACGAUUACGUUUGUAACACAUCCUUCCACGAAACUUUUGCAGAUAAUUAAGAUUAAAGCCAAAUAUAUAACUGCUUCUGACUGGAGGAAUAUCUCGAAACGCACGUGUACACUCACGCGUAGAAGUAUAUUGCUGUUCAUGCGUCAGCGCAUGCGUGUGUGUGUGUGUACACACAGACACGUGUACACACACACACAGUUACGUGUACACACACACACACAGUCACACACACACACACACAGUCACACACACACAGUCUCACACACACACGUGUACACGCACACACACACAGACACGUGUACACACACACAGACACGUGUACGCGCACACACAGUUACGUGUACACACACACACACAGUCACACACACAGUCACACACACACAGUCUCACACACACACACGUGUACACGCACACACACAGACACGUGUACACACACACACACAGACACGUGUACGCGCACACGCGCUGGUGCGCACAGGCUGUGGAUGUGAUAUCGACACGGCAGCGCUGUAGCUUCCUCCACGUGCGUCGCGUCGCGAGCUGUCGCAUUAAACAUUCGACUGACGCAGCUCCGUCUCGUCGCCGUGAUGAAUGUCGCGCGUGUGUUCGACACCACGCGUGCUUUUGAUAUAUUUGCAGGCCGUCACGACCGCUUAUCACGAUUCGUGAUCAGUUUGCAUUUUGCCGCUGUUCCUCGUGCGUAGUGUGCAUAAUGUCAAAGUGUUCAGAAUUUAUAUUUAUACUGGAGGAGGAAUCCGAAGAGCUAUAAAGCUCCUCGUCACAGACGUCCAGUAGGGUCAGGUCAGGACGUGACAACAACAAAGACGACAGCAGCACGAUACGAGUGCAAAGUGUAGGAAGCGUACACAAACGUACAACUCGACUUUUAAAAAAAUGUUUACCUGCUAAAGCCUACUGAGCGAUUCGCUUCUUCUUGUUCAGAGGCGACCUGUGCCACAAAUGAUCGCUGAUCGAAGUGGCUUGUCGCCUGGAAAUGAUCACUACAGUCCUCCAAUACCAACAGCCGACAGUCGCCACGGCGCCUGUGCCAGGCUAGGUGCACUUCGAGGCCUCCCAUCGCCCGACUCACGGCCGUGUGACACUCAACACACACACGUGUGACACACACACACACACGUGUGACACACACACACACGUGUGGCACUCACACACACACACGUGUGGCACUCACACACACACGUGUGGCACACACACACACGUGUGAAACACACACGUGUGACACACACACACACGUGUGACACACACACACGUGUGACACACACAUAGACACGUGUGACACACACACAGACACGUGUGGUCACGCCGUGUGGCACUCACACACACACACGUGUGACACACACACACACGUGUGGUCACGCCGUGUGACACACACACACACACACGUGUGACACACACACACACGUGUGGCACUCACACACACACACGUGUGACACACACAUAGACACGUGUGGUCACGCCGUGUGACACACACACACACACGUGUGACACACACACACACACGUGUGACACACACACAUACACACGUGUGACACACACAUAGACACGUGUGGUCACGCCAUGUGACACACACACACACGUGUGACACACACAUAGACACGUGUGGUCACGCCGUGUGACACACACACACACGUGUGACACACACAUAGACACGUGUGGUCACGCCGUGUGACACACACACACGUGUGACACACACAUAGACACGUGUGGUCAUGCCGUGUGACACACACACACACGUGUGUGUCACGCCGUGUGACACACACACAGACACGUGUUGUCACGCCGUGUGACACACACACACACACGUGUGACACACAUACGUGUUGUCACGCCAUGUGACACACACGCAUUCACCCGCACCGAUUGGCGCCUUCCGUCAGUUCCACGGACCGGCGAUGUCGCAUAAGCCCCAGCAACAACAACAACAACAAUGUUUUCACAACUCUUGUCCGACGUUUCGCUGGAGACUUCAGCCAGCAUCGUCGGGUGUGUUUAACAGGAGUUCGGCUCUCGCCCGACUCGCUUGGAUCUGUGCCGGCCCUGUCGAGUGUCGAGUGAAGGGCUGUAGUUCAACGUUGACAUUAAACUUGCACGAUGUAACAACACAAGGCAAACUGCUUAUGAAUUGCCAUCGCCUGUGUACCUGUGUGCGCGUGUGAACACGCGAGUUGUAUGGUGAGGGGCGGUAGUGGUUAGCGCACCGCGCAACGAACCCGGCCCCCACGAGUUCCAUUCCAGCUCACGGAGGAAUAACAGUGGCGAAUGUGCGAACCGGUGCUGGGCUCUUCCCUAGGUUGACUCGGCCUUACGGCGAGCAAGCACUGUGGGGAAGACAAAGGCGGCCGGGUGUGGUUGUUGGUCACCCGCCCCCUCGUGUGCCAAUGUAGCCGCUAACAGAACUUCGCCAACCAGCAAGCCCGUUAAAGGCUGCACGGGGCAUUUUUGUAUUUGCGCGUCUACAUAUAUACACAUAUACACACGCGCGCGUGUGUGGAGUGCUCUACACGUGUGUGGAUUGUUCUACACGUGUGUGUGAAUUGUUCUACACGUGUGUGGAGUGCUCUACACGUGUGUGUGUGUGGAUUGUUCUACACGCGUGUGGAUUGGUCUACACGUGUGUGGAUUGUUCUACACGUGUGUGGAGUGCUCUACACGUGUGUGUGUGUGGAUUGUUCUACACGCGUGUGGAUUGAUCUACACGUGUGUGGAUUGUUCUACACGUGUGUGGAGUGCUCUACACGUGUGUGUGUGUGGAUUGUUCUACACGCGUGUGGAUUGGUCUACACGUGUGUGGAUUGUUCUACACGUGUGUGGAGUGCUCUACACGUGUGUGUGUGUGGAUUGUUCUACACGCGUGUGGAUUGAUCUACACGUGUGUGGAUUGUUCUACACGUGUGUGGAGUGCUCUACACGUGUGUGUGUGUGUGCGCGCGCAUUCCGUCACGUUCCGCCGAGCGAUGAUCGCGAUGUCGUGUCGACAGAUUGGUCGUUUCGGGCGCCGCGCUGUCGAAGAGAUGUCAACUCCCUCGAGCGCGUAGGUUCGAUCCCGACCCGAUAUUUGGAGUUUGAAUUUUCCUCCGGUUUUUUUUUUAUUUACCGGGCCCACAUUUUAGAAUCGACAUCACGCGCUUCGAGAAUUUUGACUGCGAUACAUUUCCACGUGAUGAUGAAGAUGAUGACGAUGAUCAGCUGUCUCUUGGCCGAGCUUCCAUUUGUGGUUGGGCUGAUUGCCCGAGCACCGGCGUUGUGCGUGAGAUCUGCCAACUCGAAACUGCGGCGGUGGCUUCGCCUCUCAACAGGCGCGCAGUCCGAACGAGCCGUCUCAGCCACUGACGCCGCUAAGACGAUCACGCAAAUAAUUGCCGACGUUACAACUUCAAGGAUUGUUCACGCUCAAGUGAAACGUUAAUAUACUCGUGCACGGCGGCGCCUUGGCAACCCACUGCUGGAUGUUGCACCGCGCGGGUCACUUCGUCGUCGUGAAUGGGCGAGGCACAGGGAGCAGUUCUGAUAGUAUUCGCCUCUGAUGUCUCGUGUCAGAUUCAAUUCACUGUGGCUGGGAAUUGAACUCAGGCCCUAAGGUUUCGGAGCGUCGUUCGCUAAACACUGCGCCACCGUUCCGGAGGAAAAAUAAAAGAUCGUAAUCACAUUACAUGUUCAUCACGUGGUACAAAUGUUGUUUGUAACGAGCCAUAACAUGUGAAGUUGAUGCUCAUCGCAGCAACAGUGAACAUGUGAACAUGUGUGUGUGUGUCUGUGUGUGUGUGUCUGUGUGUGUGUGUGUGCGUUGACGGGACAUUGCCAUACAUAUACACAUGCCGCACACACACACACAGACACAGGUGCGCCACACACACAGACACACACACACACAGGUGCGCCACACACGAUCAGCUGUUUGUGUUGAACGCGGUACGCGCAGGACGCGCAAUUCACCAUUGUCGAAAUUCCAGCGAACAUUUAGCGAAUUCACGUCUCGAGACACGUGUCUAACUCAUCAUGAUCAUCAUCACCGGCCAUGGUCAAUCUACUGCUGGACUAAUGCCUUCCCCAAGCGUGCGAUCCUCGCGGACGGCAUUUUAACAACACUUGCCCCAAAAGUCUGUGAAGGCUAUCUCUGUCUUUGUUUUAUUUUGUCUGUGUGUCCACGUGUGUCGCAUUCGAUGUCUGAAUUUCGAGAUUUCUCCCUCCUCCAGAAAAACAAACGUAGCCGACUUCCAACUCAAACAAGCACACGAAGUGAUGACUGCACGCGAGUGUUGAUUUAUUCUACGUAUUUGUUUAUAUAAAAACAAAAAACUGAAAAACAGCAUACUCCCACCACCACACACGCGUAUUUACACACCCAUACGUGCUACAUCGAGUGUGCACGUGUAUAUACACGUGUAUUUGUUAUAUAUAUAAAUUGCUUGUAAAUGUGUGUGUGUAUAUAUUCUGGUACGUGUAAAGUCCAUAGGCGUAUAUAUAUAUACAUAUAUAUGAUAUUGUAAAUACGAUCUUUGGUACGGUACCUAUAUCUUGUGGGGAACUAACGCUGUGUUUACCGGGCAGAGGAUGUAAGCGCGCUGUAACGAAGCCAUGGAAUAAAGCCGAUCUCGACACGUCAA
Molecule: messenger RNA, 9763 nt
Organism: Lethenteron reissneri (Far Eastern brook lamprey)
Lineage: Eukaryota; Metazoa; Chordata; Hyperoartia; Petromyzontiformes; Petromyzontidae
Product: transcription factor Sox-14-like
Biological process (GO): brain development; neuron differentiation; negative regulation of transcription by RNA polymerase II
Cellular component (GO): nucleus
Molecular function (GO): DNA-binding transcription activator activity, RNA polymerase II-specific; RNA polymerase II cis-regulatory region sequence-specific DNA binding
Source: RefSeq, a predicted model, not a curated record